This is a messenger RNA of Microthlaspi erraticum, 324 nucleotides long. The record is from the annotation of a GenBank genome assembly. NCBI's taxonomy places the organism in Eukaryota, Viridiplantae, Streptophyta, Magnoliopsida, Brassicales, Brassicaceae.
AUGCACCGACCGUUGGACAGGGGUGGGGCCCAUGGGCCGAGAGAGGGCGUGGGUGACUCACCGGGAGGGGCGGCGGGGGCGUUACAUAAAGAGUGCAAUGCUCCAAGACUUGUAUCUUCGAUUGUACGAGACUGUUCGGUUCUGAUGAACUAUGAGUUCAAUCAUUUGGGUCGGAUUUGGGUGGUGUGGAAGCAAAAUACACAUAUCACUCCUUCUUUCAAGAGUGGGCAACUUAUUACCUGCUCAGUAAAGUUGGAGGAUCAAGAAGAUGGAUUUUUCUGCCCUUUUGUUUAUGCCUCAAACUCAAUGGAAGAGCGGAAAUAA